AUGAGAAGCGGAGCAUCGACCGAUCCCUUCGGGCUGCUGGCUUCAUGCCGACUGCCCAUGGCCAUGUGCUCGAUGCGCCUCACAACGGCGGCGGGCGAGGCGCAAGCCCGAAAGGCAUCAUGCUGGAUGCACACGAGGCCCGCGCAGCCAUAUUUGCAUCUGAAAUGCCGCAGCGGUAAUGUUUUGGAUGCGUAUACGCUCUUGGGCCCGUGGAACAGGGCAUCGGCGGCCGUCGAAGUAGAGCCCAUUGUCCCCAAAGACCCCGCGUUGCUGGCCACCAUCAAGUCCAUGGACGAGCGGGGCAUCAAGACGCUAUACGGACGCUGGCUGAUUGACGGUGCCCCGCGCGUGCUCCUCUUCGACACGGGCACUGGCUACAGGUGGCUCGACGAGUGGAAGGGCGACCUGUGGUCUUCGACAGGCAUUCCUUCGCCCCCAGGCGAUUCCGAGACCAACGAGGCCAUUGUCUUUGGCUACCUCAUUGCAUGGUUUUUGGGCGAGUAUGUCUACCAUGAAAAGAAGCGGGCUGUCAUUGUCCAGUUUCACGAAUGGCUUGCAGGUGUUGCGGUCCCUCUGUGCAAGAAGCGCCGCAUCGACGUGACGACCAUUUUCACCACGCAUGCCACACUUCUCGGCCGCUACCUUUGCGCCGGCUCAGUCGAUUUCUACAACAACCUCCAAUAUUUCGACGUGGACGCCGAGGCAGGAAAGCGCGGCAUCUACCACCGCUACUGCAUUGAGCGCGCCGCUACACACGCUGCCGAUGUCUUCACAACCGUGUCGCACAUUACGGCCUAUGAAAGCGAGCAUCUCCUGAAGCGAAAGCCCGACGGCGUAUUGCCCAAUGGGUUGAAUGUCAAGAAAUUCUCAGCCACGCACGAGUUCCAGAAUCUGCACCAGCAGGCCAAGGUCAAGAUCAACGACUUUGUGCGUGGACACUUCUACGGCCACAACGACUUUGAUCCCGAGAACACGCUAUACUUCUUCACGGCCGGUCGUUACGAGUACAGGAACAAGGGUGUGGACAUGUUCAUUGAAUCAUUGGCGCGCCUCAACCACAGGAUGAAGAGCGAAAACUCCAACAUGACAGUGGUAGCCUUUAUUAUUCUGCCCGCGCAGACAACAUCGCUUUCGGUUGAUUCGCUAAAGGGACAGGCAGUCAUCAAGGCGCUCCACGACAGUGUCAACAGCAUUGCCGAGAAUGUGGCCAAGAAGCUGUUUGAGCGGUCUCUGACGUGGACAGAAGGCCAGGAGCUGCCCGAGGACAAGGACUUGAUCACACCCGCUGACAAGAUCUUGCUUCGCCGACGGCUGUUCGCCAUGAAGCGCCACAACCUGCCGCCCAUUGUCACGCACAACAUGGUCAACGACGCCGAAGACCCCGUGCUGAACCAACUGCGUCGCUGCCAGCUCUUCAACCACCCGUCGGACCGCGUCAAGGUUGUGUUCCAUCCAGAGUUUUUGAACUCGGCCAACCCAGUGCUGCCUAUGGACUACGACGACUUUGUCCGUGGAACCCAUCUUGGUGUAUUCUCGUCGUACUACGAGCCAUGGGGAUACACGCCGGCUGAAUGCACCGUCAUGGGUGUGCCCAGUAUCACAACCAACCUGUCGGGUUUUGGCUGCUACAUGGAGGAGCUGAUUGAGAACGCGCAGGACUACGGGAUUUACAUUGUAGACCGAAGGAUGAAGGGCGUCGAUGAUUCGGUCAACCAGCUUGUCGACUACAUGUUUGACUUUACCAAGAAGAGCAAGCGCCAGCGCAUCAACCAGCGGAAUCGCACGGAGCGCCUCAGUGACCUGCUCGACUGGAAGCGCAUGGGAUUGGAGUAUGUCAAGGCUCGGCAGCUGGCUCUCCGACGGGCAUACCCUGCGGCGUACGAAGGCGACGAGGAGCCCGACUUUUUCAACUCGCACGAUAUCAAGAUCUCUCGGCCCCUGUCGGAGCCUGGGUCGCCCCGCGAUCGCUCGGGCAUGAUGACGCCAGGUGACUUUGCUUCGCUGCAAGAAGGCCGCGAAGGACUGAGCACCGAGGACUACAUUGCGUGGAAGCUUCCUGAAGAGGAAGAGGCCGAUGACUUUACCUUUCCGCUUACCUUGAAGACGAAGAGUAAGCCUAACUCAGGCGCAAACACCCCUACCAUGACGACUGGAGUGAAUGGUACUGACUAGACGUCUUUUUUCUCUCUUGUUGUUUAGGGCGAUGAAAGAAGCAAAGAUUGUCGAGGUUGUAUUGAUCUAUUCCCUUGUGUGCGAGUUGAUAUUACGCGCAACUAGUGCAUCAGAGGCGGAGAGGCGGAGAGCGAACGGGUGAAGAAGGACUGUGUGGGUGUCCUGUGUGGGCAGCAGGCCCGUGUAUUUUAGGAAUGAGAAUAUCAGCGUCUAUCAGACCACUCGAAUGGCGUGGGC
Molecule: messenger RNA, 2409 nt
Organism: Exserohilum turcica Et28A
Lineage: Eukaryota; Fungi; Ascomycota; Dothideomycetes; Pleosporales; Pleosporaceae
Product: glycosyltransferase family 3 protein
Exons: 5
Coding region: 1-2172 (723 amino acids)
Biological process (GO): glycogen biosynthetic process
Cellular component (GO): cytoplasm
Molecular function (GO): alpha-1,4-glucan glucosyltransferase (UDP-glucose donor) activity
Source: RefSeq, a predicted model, not a curated record